Messenger RNA from Plasmodium gallinaceum, 2292 nucleotides. Its product is annotated as small subunit rRNA synthesis-associated protein, putative. Gene Ontology annotation, cellular component: integrator complex. The transcript has a single exon. Bases 1 to 2292 code for a protein of 763 amino acids. The record is from RefSeq and is a predicted model, not a curated record. Gene Ontology annotation, biological process: snRNA processing. Lineage: Eukaryota; Apicomplexa; Aconoidasida; Haemosporida; Plasmodiidae.
AUGAUUGAUUCUUUUGAAUUAACAAGAUUAUGUGAUUAUGAAAAUGUUAAUAGUCACUUAAUAAAAAUAGGAUCUUUUAAUAUUUUAUGUGAUUUACCAUUAGAUCCAAAAGAAAUAUUAAAUUUUAAAAAAAACAUUUUAAGUUCUAAAGAUUUUGAUAAUAAAAAAAAUGAGUGUAUAAAUUUAAGUAAUUUAGAAACAUAUUCUUUAUCAAAAAAGUUAUUAUUAGACAUAAGUAAUAUUCCAUUAAAAAUUCAUAUUGUUUUGAUUUCAUGUACUGAAUGUUUCAUGGGUUUACCAAUAUUUUGUAAGUAUUUUGAUAUUAGUGAAACACAAAUAAUAUGCACAAAACCAGUAUUUACAUUUUCUAUGAGUGCAGUGGAUAAUUUACAAAAAAAAGAAGAUUAUUUACCUUUAUGGAAUGAAGAAUAUACCCACACUAGUUUUAAUGAGAAAAUUUUAAAAAAUGAUGAAUAUUUUGAUUUAAAAUUAAAUUUUAAAAAUUCCUUACAUUUGUUAUCUUAUAAAGAAAAAGUUAGUUUCAAGCAAAAUGAUGAAAUAAUUAAUAUAACUUUAUAUAGUAGCGGUUAUUCUUUAGGUAGCUCUAAUUUUCUUAUAACAACCGAUCUUAUUAGCAUUUUUAUUGUCAAUAAAAGUUCUUAUAAUAUAAAAAGGCAUCCAUCACCAUUUGACACUACUUGUUUAGAAAAAGCAGAUUUUGUUAUAUUUACUUCUUAUUUUUCUAAUAGUCAAAAAUAUUUUAUAAAAAAUGAAUUCAAUAAAAAUGAUGAAAAUCUUCCAAAAGAGGAAAAUUCUGUAAAUGAUCCAAAUCAAUUAAUAAAUGAGAAUAAUUCAAAAAGUGUUAAUUAUUCAAAUGAUGUGAGAAAACUAAUUCAAAAAAAAUUAAUUGUAUACAUUGAAAAAUCAUAUAAGGAUAGUUUAAAUAAAAUAUGUUCAAUUGUAUUAGAAACCAUAAAAAGAAAAGGUUGCGUAUUAAUUCCUGUUGAUUUACAUUUUUUAUAUUUUAUUGAACUAGUUGAAUUGAUAGGAGUGAUAAUAAGUAAAUAUUUAACUAAAGAAGAGCAAGUGUUAAUUUUUAGUAUAAUAUCUAAUAUAAAUAAUGUAAUACAUCAAGCUGAUUUAUGUGCAGAAUGGGUAGAAGAAUCAAGAAAAAAAAAAUGUAGUAAAAUGUCAAAUCCUCAAGGUCCAUUUUCUAUCGAAAUUAUGAUAAAGAAUAAUAGAUUAAUAGUAGGAAACAUUAUGAAUGAUAUAUGUAAAAAUUUUAGAUAUCCAUGUGUUUGUUUUAUUCAAGAUUCUACACUAAGAUUUUUUGAAUCUUCUAUUUUAUUAGAAAAAUGGGCAUUCAGUGAAAAUAAUUCUAUUAUCUUUAUUGAUCCUUUUUAUGAUCCAAUUUCCAUUUUAUAUCCUUUUAAUAUUUUUAAUAAAAAAAUUAACACGUAUUACUGUCCUCUUUUAUGGGAUCUUAAUGAAAUGAAUAUUAUUGAUAUUAUGAAUAGUAAUACCAAUAAAAAAUGUAUUUAUAUAUUGCCUCAUACAUUACAAAAUAUAUUCAAAAAGAAUCAAGAAAUUUUCAAAGAUAAUGCAAACUGUAAAAUUAAUAACAACAAUGUAGAUUAUGAACGUAGUAGUAAUGAAAAUAAUACAUUAGAAAGAGAUGAAAAUAAAAAUGAAAAUGAUUUUGUUAUAGAUUACUAUAAAAGAAAGUUUUUAUUGGACAUAAAAAAUAAUAUAAUAUAUUUAUAUCCUCUAAAAAAAAAGAUAAUAUAUAAUAAAUUUAUGGAAUUUAAUAAAAAAAUGCAACCUGUCCGCUUUUCAAUUGAUGGUUCAAGUAAUUUAGAAAAAAUUCUAAAAAAAAUAGAUAAUUUCUAUUGUGCGAAAGUUAAAUGUAAUUAUACUAGUUCCUUCAUGGGUGAUUAUAUAAAAGAAAGUCAUAUAGAACAACAAAGACAUGAAUAUAAUAUAGAAGAAGAAAAAAAAAAAAAAUAUAUAGAUGAAAGCAAUAUUGAUUUAAUGUUUGGUUCUAUAAAUGUUGAUGAUUUAAUAAAUAAUUUGUUAGAUUAUGGUUAUAAUAAAAAUGAUAUAACAGUACAUUAUCCAGAUGAUAAUAAAUCAUAUAAAGAGGAAAAUGAUUAUUUAUGGUUUAUUCUUAUUAAAUCUAUCAAUUCCAAAAUAAUUUGUUAUACAAAAUAUGACAUUGAAGUAUUUAGUAGUAGUGUAAUGUUAAGACAACAAAUUAAACAAAUUUUAAACAAAUUAACAAAUCAUUUGUAA